Alternaria arborescens is the source of this 969-nucleotide messenger RNA. RefSeq lists its product as hypothetical. The transcript has a single exon. The record is from RefSeq and is a predicted model, not a curated record. Gene Ontology annotation, molecular function: acyltransferase activity, transferring groups other than amino-acyl groups. Bases 1 to 969 code for a protein of 322 amino acids. Lineage: Eukaryota; Fungi; Ascomycota; Dothideomycetes; Pleosporales; Pleosporaceae. Gene Ontology annotation, biological process: biosynthetic process.
AUGUCGUCUCAAGCCAGCUCUGAACCCCUCCAAAUUUACGAGAUAUCCGACUUUAAGUUCCAAAAUGGCUCUACACUACCAAAACUCAAAGUGGCUUACAAGAUCCUCAACCCGCACAACAGCAAGAUAGCAGUUGUUCACACGUGCUUCAAGGGUCGUAUUGACACAACCCUCACGCACGCCGACGCCGCUCUGGAGAACCAUAAGAUCAUCCUCAUCGCCCUUCUUGGCAAUGGCGAAUCUUCUAGUCCGUCAAACACGCCCAGCUUUCCCAGUACCAUCGAAUACAUGGAUUGCAUCAACGCUCAGUACCCUCUCCUUACCCAAGAACUUGGUAUCAAAGAAGUGGACGUCAUGCUAGGAUUCUCGAUGGGGGGCCAGAUCACUUAUCAUUGGAUAACUGCCCAUCCUGAUUUCGUCAAGCACGCCGUAAUCGUCUGCUCAUCGGCCCAAACAAGCAGACACAACUACCAAUUCCUCGAGGGGCCAAAAGCAGCACUGGAGAAUGCAAAGAGCCCCGAAACGGGUCGUAGGGCAUUCGCAAAAGCGUACUCGGCAUGGUUAACAAGCGCCGAAUGGUUCGAUGAAGAAUGUUACAAAGCAAUGGGCUUCCAGCAACUGCGGGACUGGGACGACAACGUCACGAUACAAGGCUAUGAAAGCUGGAGUGGUGACGAUCUCAAGGUUAUGUUGGGAAUGUGGCAGCGUGGGGACAUGACUCGAUGCACCAAAGCAGGAGACCUUGAGUCGGCACUAAAAGGUAUCAAGGCAAAAGUUUUGCUGAUGCCCUGUGAAACAGACCAGUAUUUCCGGCCAUAUGUCAGCGAGAGAGAAGCCAAGAGUUUGGAAGAUGUAACGGUGGAGAUUAUCCCGAGUAUCUGGGGACAUAUUGGAGGUGGCGGGGCGAAUCCGAAAGAUGUGGACUGGAUGGAUCAUCGCAUCAAGCUGUUUUUGCGGGGUUUGGUCUGA